Molecule: messenger RNA, 1464 nt
Organism: Saccostrea echinata
Lineage: Eukaryota; Metazoa; Mollusca; Bivalvia; Ostreida; Ostreidae
Product: threonine synthase-like 2
Exons: 8
Coding region: 10-1434 (474 amino acids)
Biological process (GO): 2-oxobutyrate biosynthetic process; dephosphorylation
Molecular function (GO): pyridoxal phosphate binding
Source: RefSeq, a predicted model, not a curated record
GUUUAAGUCAUGAAGUACAAGAGUACUCGUGGUGACGUCACAAACCGAACAUUUGAGGAGGCUUUGUAUACAGGUUAUGCAGAAGACGGCGGCAUCCUUCUUCCAGAAACAAUUCCAAAAAUCGAUGUAAAGGUUUUGAAAUCUUGGACCAACCUUUCGUAUGUACAGUUGGCGAAGAAAAUAAUCCCUCUCUAUGUAAGCGAAGAUGAAAUUCCUUCGCCCAUGCUAAAUGACCUUCUUGACAGUGCAUUUUCUCGGUUUUCUGCACCGGAAAUCACACCAAUAAAACGACUUCCCGGAGGUUUGAAUGUUAUGGAGCUUUUUCAUGGACCAACAUGGGCAUUCAAGGAUCUGGCUUUGUCCUGUGUUGGCAAAUUUCUCCAAUACUUUUUAUCCAAAAGAAAGAAACAUCUUAAUAUUCUCGUGGGUACAUCUGGAGAUACCGGAAGCGCAGCCAUUGAAUCCGUUAGAGGUCAGCCAUGGAUUGACAUUGUGGUGCUUCUUCCUAGAGGGCGCUGUUCUCAGAUUCAGGAACUCCAAAUGACCACAGUCUUGGACAACAACGUGCAUGUCUAUAGAGUCGACGGAACUUCAGAUGACUUAGACAUUCCAAUUAAACUGUGUUUCCAAGACCAUGCCUUCACAAAGCGUCACAAUUUGUCAUCCAUAAAUUCCAUCAACUGGGCGCGGAUCAUGGUCCAGACUGUUCACUACAUAUACGCCUACCUACAGAUGUGUCCUUCCUGUGAUGACGUUGUACAAAUAGUUGUUCCUACAGGUGCCUGUGGGAACGUCACAUCUGGAAUUAUUGCAAGAAAGAUGGGAGUGCCAUUAGAGUUUGUUUGCGCAGUAACACAAAAUGACGUAGUUGCACGGACGGUCAAAACAGGAGAUUACAGAAUUGCUGAUCACGUGAUCCCAACAUUAGCUCCUGCUAUGGAUAUACAGAUCCCGUAUAAUAUGGAGAGGAUAUGGUAUGUGGUGUCUGGUGGAGAUUGUGCAUCGAUAAAGAAACUAAUGAAAGAGUUUGAAGAGACCGGAAGUGUCACGGUUCCUGAAGAAAUUUCCGAUGCUGUACGAAAGGUUAUAGUGGACACAUUUGUUGCAUCCGACGACGUUGUCCGCAAGACGAUGAAAAGUACCUGGGAUACUUAUGAGUACCUGCUGUGUCCCCAUACUGCUGUAGGAGUAGGAUAUCACUAUUACCAAAUGCAAAGAAAUCCAGAGGAUAAGAAAAUCCGUGUUGUGAUAGCAACAGCCUCUGUCAUCAAGUUCGAAGAGGCGCUUCAAUCAGCAUCCAUUCCAUAUACACGUGAUCCACGAGUUGCGCAGCUUUUCGAAAGUAAACAAAAAUACAAAGACUUGAAUAAAGGUGAAGACUGGCUGCAGAUGUUACGGGAUAAAAUAGAGGAAAUAGACAAAAACAGAGUAUAGAAAUAAUGAAUUGUUAGAAGUAAAUCUAUG